Molecule: messenger RNA, 6154 nt
Organism: Mustela lutreola (European mink)
Lineage: Eukaryota; Metazoa; Chordata; Mammalia; Carnivora; Mustelidae
Exons: 11
Coding region: 504-1265 (253 amino acids)
Source: RefSeq, a predicted model, not a curated record
UGCCCUGGUCACCGUCACCCUGUCCCAGGGCCCGGCCGCCACCGCCCUUCUCUGGGACGACAGUGGUUCCUGGUUCCUGGCCCGGCUCCAUGCACCCCUGCGGUCCCCUCUCCCCAUGACAGCCACACUCGGGUCACUCUCUGUGCCUCCUGCUGCCUCCUACCAGCUGCUUCUCGCCUUCUAGGAACAAGGGCCGUUCUGUUCCGGCGGAGCCCCAGCAGCAGCCUCGGCGGGUGAAAGCUCUUCCUGCCCAGGGAGGAGGGAACCUACCCGGGGGGCCACCGCAGCCUCCGCCCAGAUCGACCUCACCUAGUGAGGAGCUGCUUUAGAAACUGGACGGAAGACAUUGUGUGACUUGUGCUGACAUUACAGAGUUGCCGAAGGAGCCGGCCAAAUGCGGACCCUUGAAGAGCGUGAGCCCUUGUGAGGAGUUCUGGAAGCCGAUUCAGGAGGAAGCCCGAGGAACAGAAAUCAAACAAAAGCUCUAGAACAUAAAAUUUAAAAUGUCUACUCCUAGACCCUGGGCUGCUCCUAAGACAAGAGAAACUCGGCUGAUGGUCAACGCCGAUCAAAGGGAAGAGGUUAGGGGCUCUUCCUUGGAAUCAGCUGCCCAUCCACCCCAAGCCCAGGAGGGAUCUCAGCAGCCCCUUCCCAGGGGUCUUCUUCCUCGGCUCACGGAGUGGGGAGGAAUGCAGGAGCAGCAAGACGCCAUGGAGAGGGGAGUCCAAGGCCAGGACAAGACCAGGAUUACUUGUAAACCAGAAGAGAAGGAUUCCCCAAGUAAAGUAUACCUUCGCCGCUUGCAUCAGAUGUAUUUAUCUUCGCUUGCUAACAUGGACUUCUCCAGGAGACUCCUGGAGAGGAACGGCUGGUUUGCAGAUGUGGACCCAGAGAGCAGAGCCGGAGAUCUGCUGGAUUACACACUCCCACGUGGACAUGGGCUGCGUGCAGUGCGGCCGGAGCCCAGCGCCAGGAGGACGGGGGACACAGGGCCACCUAGACGGCCGCCCACAGCACGGCCCCCGCUCCGCUUCCUGAAAGGCGACAGCCCAGCUGGAAAAAUGGAAGAUCCCAGCCGGAAGACCAGAGGACACCCAGCAGCCCAGUGUGAAAUGAUUAAGCUUCCAGAACACAAGAAGAGGAAACCUGCUCCUCCCAGGAUGACCCCAGUACCUCUGACUCUGGAACAAGCAAUUCAGACUCACCAUGUUGUGGAGGCCAGGACAACAAGACGAUAUUGGACCAACUAUGUGGACCCGGAAUGAGACUCACAUCCUGUCAUGAUGGGAAGGAUGAAGAAAUGCUGAAACUCUCAGAGAAACGAUUAAAUGGCAGAUUUCUGUUUCCUUAGUUCGAAGUUAUGACAGACAACAACAGCAUCGUCAACUAAAUCAUAGACUCAUGGUAAACGUGACAUUGUUCAUACGGAAACACAGAACCGUGACUGAGAACAGACAGGAGGAAGAGUCGGCAGAACGUGCCUCACCGGAGUCAAGACCGUGGAAGUUAACAGAUGGAGAAAAUACAUAAGCAUGAUGUAUGUGGUUAAAUUUCAGAAAGAAUUUUUAAAUUACGGGUCAGCAUUAGGAGACUCUUAAAAUGAAUCAAAGAUGUUUGAGAAAGAAUGAAAUAGAGCUUUCAGAGUUGAAAAUUAAUAAAUAAAUUAAUUAAUAUUGAGGGGGUUGAAGAAUACAUUAGACAUGCCCAAGGAUAGAAUUAUUGAACUAUAAAGAUGAGGAUGGAUUUUCCAAACUAGCGCACAGGGGAAUAAGCAGUGGGGUGCAUAACAGGUUAAAGGAAACAGAGGCUCUAGGAGGAAAAUCCAGCAUACAUUUCAUGACAGCUGGUAGUAGGAACAAUCGAGAGAGAAAAGUAUCAAUGAGAGAAUUUGAGAAUUCCAGAAUUGAUGAAAGGAACCAAUCCUCAGGUGCAGGUGUCCCAAGGAACCACAAAGGCAACAAACACAAGGAACAGCAGACGGAAAAGGACAUUGUUUAAAGAAGCGGGAGAGAAAGGACAGGUCAGCACAGGGAAAUGACAGUGAGAAAAGCACAGGACAUUCAAUAGUAACAUUGAAUAAAUUCUUAUAAAUUAUUUUAGUGAGAAGAAGUAGAAUAUUUAAAUAGGCUUAGCUAUUAAGUCAAUUAAGGAUAUAAUUUCAACACCAUCUAACAGAGAGAAUGAGAAAAUUCUAGGCCUGUAUGAUUUUACUGGUAAGUUCUCUGAAUACUUAAGUAAGGAAUAAUGUCACCAUUCCUGUGCGCUCUCCAGAAAACGGGAGAGGAAGGCAUAUGUCCCGGCUCUUUCUGUGAACCCAGAGUAACCUAGAAGGCUGAUCUCAUUCAGGCGUGCAGCUGUCAAGGUCCUCAGCAAAAUAUUGACCAAUUAACCCACUAAUGUGGAGUUCAUUUCAAUAACUUCUUCUGUAAUAAAAAUUAUUACAAUUGAUAGGUAAGAAGGAAAUUACUCAACUUGUUAGUGUACUUAAAAAUAUAUUUGUUAAAAACAUGUACUUAAUGGUGAGAUAGUGAAACCUCUCUUUGCGAAGCUGGGAACAACAGAAGGAUACUUGUUCUUCUCAUUUCUAGUCAAGACUGGUCUGGAAGUUUGACCAGUACUAUAAGCAAGAAAAAGGAAGAGAAGCUAGAAUGUUUACAAGAGAUAUAAAACUAUGUUUUGUAAUAGAAAAAUCCCGAAGAACACAGAAAAACAAGAAGAUAUCAUACAUUUCUGGAAAAUGCUUAACUUUGAAAGGGAGAGAGAGACUCUUGAUGGGGCAGGAGCGUGGAUGCUGGAAAUGGGCUAUUUCUUGACCUCACUGGUGGUUACUGUUUGCUUUACAAUGAGAUUAUGAGAUUUAUAUGAAAUUUUAUAAUGAGAUGAAGGGUCUACAUAAAAACUAUAAAAAUUUUAUUAUUUUCUAAAAUAAUUUUUUUUAAAGAUUACAUUUAGGGUAGCAAUAAAAGUUAAUUACCUGGGAGUUAAUUUGGAAAAAGUGUGUGUGAGCCCUUUGUGAAAAAAAGCAUAAAACGUCUUUGAGAGACAUUUAAAAAGAUCUAUGUGAAAGGAGCCAUGAUGCUUUAGAAUAGAAAUACCACAUAUUUAAAUGGUGUGAGUUCUCCUCAAUCUGGUUUUUAGAUUUAAUGCAAUUUCAGUAAUUUUUCAUGGAAUUUGACAAACUAAUUCUGAAGUUUGUGUGGAAGAGCUACUGGUUGGAACAGGUGGGUCACACUGAGAACAGAAGAUAGUAAAGUUGGGCCUGUUCUGUAAGACCUCAGGCCCUGAUUUCAAGUUCUACAGCAACUUAAAUGGACGUUUAUUGGUUCAAGGUGGAUAAAAGCAUCUGUGAACUAGAAUAGAGAGCUCAGCAUAAAAAGUCAGACUCCAAAAUCAUGUGCAGAACGGAAACUAUCAUGGUAGAUUUGUUGCCGAUCUUUGGUGAGACCGUGGAUGGUUUAGCCAAUGGUGCUUGGACGGUUGGUUUUCUCCAUUGAGAAUGGAUCUCCGUCUCAUCUCAUGCACAACAGUCCAAUUCUAUGUGGGUCAAAGUCCUAGAUGUAAAAGAGAGGACUAUGGAACUUUAAGCAUAUGGGAGACUAUCUUGGGGGUAGGAAGGGCUCUCUUAAAGGUGCAAAGACUGUAAAAUGGAAAGAACAGUGUGAUAAAUUCGACCAUGUGGACGUGGGGAUUUUUUCUUUCACUAAAAGACAUCGUCAAGGACAGGAGCAGCCUAGUCACAGAGUGGGAGAAUGUUUGCUCUUAGUAAAAUCGGCAAAUGAUUGGUACCGGCAUUUAAAGAAUACUACCAUACUUGAAUUUAACAAAGAAGAUUCAACAAGAUACUCAAAAUCCUUAGUAAUCAGGAAAAUGCAAUUUGAAACCAUAACAUUCUUUUUCUACCUAACAGAUGGGGAAAAUGAUAAGAUCUAACAAUAUCCACUAUUGGGCAAGCUACAAACUGAGUGGAAACUCACUUCCUGUACGUGGUAUAUACAGUUGGUGUAACGUCUUUGGACAACAAUUCAGAUAUUCUAGAAACACUGAAGGAAGACAUUACCCGGAAAUUCCUUUUUUAGGCUUAUAACCCAGCUGUGCACAUGCCUGCACCACGGCAUCAAAAGACACAUAGAAGAAUUUUCUCAUGAACUCAUGAGACCAACAGGGAAAUCUGAACACUGACUAGAUUUUUUUAAAAAGACUUAUUUAUAUUUAUUUUAGAGAGAGAGAGCAUAAGCAGGAGGGGCAGAGGGAGAGGGGGAGAAAGUGAAUCUCAAGCAGACUCCGUGCUGAGCAGAGCCCAACACGGGGCUCGAUCUCAGGACCCCGAGAUCAUGACCUGAUCUGAAACCAAAAGUUGGAUGCUUAACUACACCAUUCAGGUGCCCCAAACACUGACUAGGUUUUUGAUGAUAUUAAGGAAUUCUUUUUUAGGUUUGAGAAUGGUAUUAGGGUUAGUUUUAACCAAAAGCCCCCCUAUCUUUCAGGGAUACACACUGCAAUGCUUCUUUUAUGGAGGCAGAUCUGAGUGAGCUGUAGGUGGAGCUGAGUGAGUGAUGGGGUGACGGGUCCGAUGAAACAGGAACCCCCACAAGUGUGUCUUGUUGAUGCUGGGUUGUGAAUCCAUGAAGGUUCACCGUCAGAUUUACUCUCUGGGCAUCUGCUGAGCUGGUUUGCUCAGCCUCAGGGCUGGUGCUCAUCUCCACACCGUCACUGGUAACAUGUUAGAGCCAAGAGAGCCACAUACCUGGGCCCAGAUAGUCUUCUGCCCACGUGAGCUGAUCUGCCCCAUUUCCUUUCCUCGGCUUCUCGUGGUGUGUCUCUGGUUGAUUCGCUGAACCCUGUCAUUUGAGUCUCUUCAUUUGGUCUGUGAAGCCUCCCGCUCCGAGAUUUCAGCAACAGCCUUCUUGGCCAUGAGCUUGAAGGCUGUCUCUGUAGAGGGUCAUUGCCCAGUGUGCCAGCACGGAGCCCUGCCGUCCAGAAGUGUCUGGGGCUAGGGACAGACAUGGAAGACGAGUUUAUUUUGACUGUUGUGUUGAAAACAGAUUAUAGGGGCAAGAUGCUCCUGUACGGGUAAACUGAUAAGGAAGCCAAAUGCACGUAAAGAAUUUGCUAGAUUGGAUCUAGUAUUUUAAGCCAAGGAUUAUGGCAAAUAGGUGAUCAGUGGUUAAAUAUGUUUGUUGCAUUUUUUGUAACAGGCGGUGUUUGUGUGAGCGUUCUUUAUGCGGACACCGCUCUGCUCCUCGCGGUCCUGUAGACCUCAGUCUCCUGUAGGUCCGGUAACCGAAGUGCUCGUUGUCCAAAGACUUAAGGAACAAACUGUGACCCUGUGUUGGGCACGGAGCCCAUCGAUUUUCGGAGGCCCUUUGCCACCUCGGCGCAUAACUGGAAAUGAAACUGAUUCCGAACGGCAUCUUGUUAGCCUCCCCAGGCCUUUCCUCGGAACCCGCGUAUCUGCGUUAUAAAUGGUGACAGAAGCUCGGGCUACGGGCUACAGGUGUCAAACGAUUUUCUCACUUGGAGGCCAUAAUUUACCUGAUCUUUAAUCCCAUUCUCUGGCCAACGGAUGACUCACAUUGUUGCCCGUUGUAAAAAAAUAACAAAAUUCCCACAUAUUGGAGUUUUAACUGGGUUUUUAAAUUUUAACACAGUUUUGUUUUGUCCCAAACACGAGAAACCCACGACGGCCUCUCGCCUGCACUCACACUGUGGCGGAGAGGUCUGUAUGCGUUUCCUUCAGUCUCACCGACCCCUCCCACACCCCGUGAAGAGGAGCUCGUAGUGGCGCUUGCCAAGCCUUCCUCUGGGGUCAGGACGGUGGCUGGAGGUAGGCGGCAAGUGGACAAGCGUUGACUGAGUUAGUAAAAGAUGAGGAACAUGAGUCUUCCCGCUCCGUUUUGGAGUCACUGUGGUCCUCUGGCACGACUGGAGCCCUCCCUGCCUGACCCGGGGGCUCCUUCCCCUCCCAGAUCUACAUUAACUUUACGACGGACAGUUUUGGGAGGGGGAGGAGAGCAGCACGGAUGCUGCGGGCUUCUGCAGAACGGUGACGAGGAGAAGGCAUUGGCUUGUGAACUUCCCUCUGGUUUCCAACCUCUCUGCCUGGGUGGCAAGUUGUUUAACGGAUGAGGCUUUUGCUCUUCACCUCCGAGCCUAU